Naegleria fowleri is the source of this 609-nucleotide messenger RNA. RefSeq lists its product as uncharacterized. Lineage: Eukaryota; Heterolobosea; Eutetramitea; Acrasida; Naegleriidae. The transcript has a single exon. Bases 1 to 609 code for a protein of 202 amino acids. The record is from RefSeq and is a predicted model, not a curated record.
AUGCAACUCAUCAUUACCACCAACAAGGGAAUUUGUUCGAGUUUCAAAGAACUGAACGAAGAAUUGAUCCUUUCAAGCCAUCGAGUGAAAACAACAAAACGAAAAAAUCAAAGCUACAAAAAAGUAUGCAGUAUUGAAACUCGUGGGCAAUUCCACAAAACGAAACGAGUCGUGGAUCAAGAUGUGGUGGAUUUCAUGAGGAGUCAAUUUGUCAAACAUUAUUCCACUAUUGACAUGACAUUAAGUGAAAAAACAAAAUCUUCAUUUCAUACUAUUUUGCAUGUAUAUGCCCAUGAUGGAACCUUUGGACUUCGUUACGAUCGUGUCAUUGAUGCGAAUCAUCCAAGAGCAUGCCUUCGAGCACAUCACCUUGUUCAAAUCUUGGAACCCUAUCUGCAAAGUCAUCCCGAAUGCACUUGUAUUAAAUUGCAUGUCUGUUUCUCAGGUGUGGAUUACAAUGGAACUGUCAAAUCCUAUGCAGAGCAAUUAAGGGAUGAAAUUGAACAAAUAAUCAUGAACGAUAUUAUUCCUCAACAAAUCAUGACAGUGGAAGGAGUGGAUGGUUGGUCCAUACUUGGUUUCAAUAUUUCAAACAGUGGGGAAUAUUAG